AUGGACUACACCGAACUGGAAAUCGCGUGUCUGGCGGUUCAGCGAGCCGCAAUUCUAACCAAGAAGCUUAUCCAAGCCGUCGACAAGGGUUCGUUCGACAAGCAAGACGACACCCCUGUCACCAUCAGCGACUUCGGUGCUCAGAGCCUGAUCAUUGCUGCGAUUCACCAUCAUUUCCCGGACGAUGACAUCGUCGGUGAGGAAGACUCCAAGACUCUGCGUGCGGAACCAGAGCUGCUCGAGCGCACCUGGGAACUGGUCUCAUCUACCCGUCUGGAAGACGAGGAGAGCGAAAAACUGCUCACUGCACCGCGCUCCAAAGACGAAAUGCUCAGCCUGAUUGAUUUAGGCGCGCAGGGAAGCUGUAAGCCUAAAGGCCGGACCUGGGUUCUGGACCCGGUCGACGGUACGGCAACCUUUAUGCGCGGUCAGCAGUACGCUGUCUGUCUGGGUCUUGUGGAGGACGGCAAGCAGAUCAUUGGGGUUACGGGCUGCCCGAACCUCAACCUCGAAUCUGGGUGCAUUCAUGAGGACCUUGCAGACCGAGCAGGGCGCGGUGUGAUGGUUUUCGCUGUUGCUGGGGAAGGUGUGUGGACGAGGCCGAUGGGCGGCGGAACUCUAUUGCCUGCGACCAAGGUUCAGCCGAUAGCUCAGAUCACAGAGCCCAAGGAUAUUCAGUUUGUCGACUGUAAGUCGGCUACAUCGUCGGACUAUGACCUGAAUGCGCGUCUUGCACAGAAUUUGGGCGCUCCGUGGCCGCCCAGGACGGAUCUCUGGUCUGCGCAGCUACGGUACAUCGCCAUCGCUGUUGGCGGAUGCAACGUGCUUAUCAAGAUCCCACGCAAGUCGUCUUAUCGCUCUAAAGUCUGGGAUCACGUCGGCGGUAUGUUGAUUGUAGAGGAGCUGGGGCUGACGGUGAGCGACUUGGAAGGCAAGCCUGUUGACCUCACUCUGGGAAGAACACUUUCGGGUUGCGAAGGGAUGAUUAUUGCGCCUACCUCGAUCCACGGCCGGCUCGUGGAGGCUGUGAAACAGAUGAGGUGA
This is a messenger RNA of Aspergillus mulundensis, 1044 nucleotides long. Its product is annotated as inositol monophosphatase family protein. Bases 1 to 1044 code for a protein of 347 amino acids. NCBI's taxonomy places the organism in Eukaryota, Fungi, Ascomycota, Eurotiomycetes, Eurotiales, Aspergillaceae. The record is from RefSeq and is a predicted model, not a curated record. Gene Ontology annotation, biological process: sulfate assimilation. Gene Ontology annotation, molecular function: 3'(2'),5'-bisphosphate nucleotidase activity. The transcript has a single exon.